This is a messenger RNA of Rhizophagus irregularis DAOM 181602=DAOM 197198, 373 nucleotides long. Lineage: Eukaryota; Fungi; Glomeromycota; Glomeromycetes; Glomerales; Glomeraceae. The record is from RefSeq and is a predicted model, not a curated record.
ACAAAGCUCUCAAUGUAUUUUGUGAAAUUGUUUUUUACCUUUUCCAGAACUCAAAGCGAAAAAAGAAAGAUCAUAAUAUAAGCGAUACUGAUGAAAGUAUGUCAGACGAUUGCAUGGAGCUACCAUCAGUCGCAAACAGUGUUACAGCUAAGAAGCUAUCCGAGAUUGGUGAAGGAAUUGCGCGAUAAUGCCACAGAUGGUGUCUACGUAGAUCUUGAUUCGGUCUUUUUUGUCCCUAAAUACCAAACAAAGUACAAAUUUCGGAAACAUUGGUUGUAAAAAUGGGUCGACAACGUGUACCAAAAAUUUUUGACAUGCUUUCAACUCUCGAAGCAUGUUCUAAACGACGAAUCAAUCAGCGAAUACCAAUAUC